Jaminaea rosea is the source of this 4638-nucleotide messenger RNA. RefSeq lists its product as hypothetical. Bases 475 to 4338 code for a protein of 1287 amino acids. Gene Ontology annotation, molecular function: GTPase activator activity; protein binding. Gene Ontology annotation, cellular component: cytoplasm; cytoskeleton. Lineage: Eukaryota; Fungi; Basidiomycota; Exobasidiomycetes; Microstromatales. The transcript is spliced from 2 exons. The record is from RefSeq and is a predicted model, not a curated record. Gene Ontology annotation, biological process: signal transduction.
CGAAGAAAAAGGGCGGCAAAGCGAACAAAGAGGUGUGGAAGAAAGGACGAGAUGCUGGAUUGAUGAGCAGAGGGGUGGUGGAUGAUGCGUAAAAUGGGUAAGCUCUCUACGCAAGCGAUCGCUGCCAGGCAGAAGCUCGAGCAACUGAUUGAGUCGGGCGGCGAGGCGAGCGAAGCCGGGGUGGGUCAAGACGAGGAUCUGACUGACAUUCGCACUGGUGCAUUUACUCGAUUCAGCGGGUGGCCCGAAGCAGCGGUCUGCUUUCAGCAGAGUGGACUCACUCUAUCCACCCUUCUCUCCUUCUCACUCGCCAGCCUCUAUCCCUUGAUCAACGACCGCACUCCCAGAGGGCUGCUAAUGAAACCUCGCACUCCUGCCGGAUUCGCUAUCAGAGGCAGCCUGCGGUCGCUGCUUUCUUAGCUCAGGAAGCUCUUCGUGCCUCGCCGCCCUUUUCCCCUACUUUCCUCAAUCCUUAUGCCCAUCUCUCUACCUUCUACCACGGUCCGGCCGCCUAUUGAGCCUGGGCACUUCCGACGAGGGUCGAGGGCCAACACCGCCAUCGAAAGGGUCACGCCAGCCUCGAGCCCCAAAGCCCGGCAGAGAAGUGCCUCCUCAUCCGCCUCAGCGUGGGGAUCACAGUCAGUCCCAUGGGUCGAGAAUGAGCCUUCUUUGAUGGCCACCCCAAGCAGAGCAGGCGGUCGAGGAGGGACGCCACUUCGGCCUCGCCCUACUUCACGACGCCGCCAGGGCAGCAGCUCUAGCUCUGGCCACGAGCAUCACCUUUCCUCCGCUUACCUUGCUGAAAAGGACAAGGCUGAGCUAGACUUUGGCUCAUCCAAAGGACCUGGACCCUCGACACUGCGACCAAGACUUAAUCAAGUAGCCUCUCAGCAAAAUGCCCUCUCGUCUUCUUCCUCUGGAUUGCUCCGAUCUCCUCAGCCUUUGCUACAUCGAUCUCAGAGCGAGGCGACCCUCAGGCACCCCGCCGUCGACCCAUCAAUGAAGUCGGCAUCCGCUUUGAGAAGGAGUCCGCCUUCGAGCACAGUCAUGCCUCUUCACCAGCACCUGACCAACGGUCGCUCAUCGACGCCGACGUCGUCUAGCUCGCACAACGUGAACAGCAGCGUCGACCUCGACGCACUCGAGACUGCUUCAGAAGGUCAUUCGUCGACUUGGCUGGGCAAGCUUGGUCAUUCCAAAGAGGCAAGCGAUUCAACCAAUUCUUCAGCCAUGUGGACACCUAUUGAGAGAGCCAUGUCGCUUGGAGAUCAUAGUGACGCAGAGAUAGAGGAGUUGAAGGAGCCAGAGCCCCACGCAUACGACGAGAGCAGCCGCAGCGACUUUGCCCGUUCUACAGCACCCAGUCUCACAUUCUCGUCGUAUGAAACAUCAAGUCAAGCCCUCGAAGACGGUGAUGGCGAGUUCAUCCAAAGGACUUCUGAAGCGAAAUGGGGAGCUAAGUUCUGGGUCGUCAUCGAGGAUCCUAAAUCAACGCAUCUCUUCUUCUACAAUCCCACCACGACUGAGUGUCGAUGGACAGUGCCCGCAGGCACCUUUGUCCUGCCUCGCGACCCCGGGGGUGACUGGCUCGAAUUUUGGGAUGGCUCUGUGGGUCUACCUUACUAUUGGCAUACCGCAAGCAAGAAGACGCAGUGGGAGUAUCCGGCCAGUGCGAGGCUCGUGCUCCCACUCGCAAAAAUACAGCAAGGGAUCGGGGAAGCUGCGGAUGAGGGGGACGUAGCCUCUUCGCUACGCCACCUUUCCGCGUCAUCCAACGGAGCUCAUCAUGAGAAGAAGGUCAACGUAUCAAACAGGCCAGCUACCACCUCUCGAAGCUCCGAGCGCCCCUCCAUGCCUUUCUCUACCUCCAUGUCGUCCUCGACAACGGCAAUAACGCGAGCGAGAUCUAUGAACGACGUCAAGGCCCAGAAUCCAACUGAACACUCUUCUUCUCAUCGCCAAGCUCCAAGCAGCUCUGCCACUUCACAUAACACCAACAAUACCCCGCCUCACGAUUGCAAUGGCAGCGGCAACGGCAAUGACUCCUCGGGAGGCAUGACCAGCGCAGACAGCGGCGUGGCUCUAGCCGAUGAGUCUAGCCGCUCGCUUUCUCGGCGCAGAUUGCUCGAGAAGGCGAAAAUGGAGAAUGGCAUGGAUCCGGCUCCCAGAGUCUCCCAUCGCACCUCACUCAGAGACAUCUCUGAACAGACUUCACGCUCCAGCGGUACUGCUCGUCGCACCUCUUCCUCGGCAGGCAAGCCAGCUACCACCUUGCAGCAUCCCACCAAUGCCCGCGCAGCAACACCACGUCUCCUCGUCCCUCCCGUCAGCUCCUUGCUCAGCGUUCCCCAACCUCCCUCCCAGUCGCAGCGCUCUACAGCACGGAAACACAGCCACAAGCCUGGCCAGUCAUCAAUCGACCUCGCCACCUUGUCCAGCGCUAGCGUGCGAGGACCAGUCAGACGCCACAGGGACCCAGAGAGGAGGGCAAGAGACUCGCUGCUACUCACCAGCGGGGAGUCGAUGCAGCCCAUACUCACCAAGACCAGGAGCCCUAACACGAUGCCAGCGGACGUGGCUCCUGUUGCACGCAAAGGGGGUCCCGGAACCCUUACGCAGCCGUGGGACCAAGCAACCUCACCUCUCGUCCAUUUCCACUCGUACGCGCAUACCCAUUUUCUCCCACGACGUCGUGCCUUGCCCUCCUUUUUCCAUCUCUCGCAUCGCCAAUCGUCAAUACUCGACGCGCUCAAGUAUCAGCGAGGCCGUAUUGAGGCGCCCGUCCUCAAUUUACCCAAGGAGCUGCAUGGCGAAGCAGGGCUUUGCUCCAAGAUCGUUUUGAGAGCUUGUGGGGAAAGGGAGAGGGCGGCUUUCGUCGGCAGACCACCACCCGUGGCUAUUGGGUACGCUCCCACAGGUAUGGGCCUGACGGGUACAAUAAGCGCCCAGAGCCCACUUCGACGCUGCGCUGAGAGGAAGAAAGGGAUCGCUCAGCAACGAUUGCGAGAGAUGCUCGGUCGAGACCAGGGGACGAUGACUUCCAUUGGCAAUGGAGAUGGGAGUGUCCUUCCCCCGUCACUAGACUCAACUUGGAAGGAGCAACGCUGGCUUCUUGAGACGUUGAUCUGCAAGCCAGCACUAAGGGAUGAAGUCUUCUGCCAGCUGCUCCCCCGGCUGAGCGAUCAGGCACCAUUUCAGACAAGAGCAAGAGCAUGGCAGUUUCUUGGCGUCCUGCUGGCUAGUGUGGCGCCUACAACAAGGAAAUUAGAGGAGGCUCUGCAACUUUUCAUUGCCGACUCAUGCUCGGCUCUUGGCAACAACAGUGGCGCUACGACGGCCAGUACCGACCGUCUCCUAUCUCUUCACCGGCACGCACAACGCCGACUCAUCGCUGUACAGAUGCGUGGCCCCUCUUCUCUCGCGCCCACCCUUCCUGAGCUUCGCGCCUCCUGGUCAUCCGCUUUUCACCCAAUCGUCUUCGGCCAAACCCUGAACACAAUCAUGGCCGCUCAGUCGCGCUCGUAUGCACACAUGGCCAUUCCUGUCCUCCUACCUUUUCUCGGGGACAAGUUGAUGGAGCUGGGAGCCAGAGGAGUAAAGCGAAUGUGGCGCCAACAGGGUGACGUGGGUAUGGUGGUGGAGGGAAAGAUUAGGAUUGAUCGUGGAGAGUAUAGUCUACAGGGGUUAGGCGGCAAAGACGGAGAGGAGAAGGACAAGCUGGCUCUCGUCGUGGGAGCCUUGCUCAAGCUCUUCCUCAAAGAGCUGGCUGAGCCUCUCAUUCCUUAUGGGAUGUACGAGGCCUGCAUUCAGGCAGCAGAGCGUAGCAGCGGCGGUAGCAGGCCCACCAGCACAAACAGUAGCGCCGCCGCCCACUCUAAUCACUCGUCUGCCGCCGCAACCGCAGCCACCCUCGCGCUUGUCAGCCCACGCAAUGAGGCAAAAAUGCCUGCGCUCAACAGACGCUGUCUACUGUACGUGGUGGCCUUACUACAGCUCUUCUGCUUGGAUGAGCGCGUCGUUCAGGCUACAGGGGCAGACGCGAAGACCCUGGCCGGCUUGUUCUCGCCCGUCCUGAUGAGGCCGCCCCCGUGGUCUACGAUGGCCGGAGCGAGCAGCCUAGCCCUUCCUCAGGCUGGCACGACAACAGGCUCCGGGACCGCCGGACUCUCGCAACCUGCUCUCGACCGUAGCAUGCUUCGUGCAGGCAACUCAAACGCCAAAUGGGAGAGCGUAUUCAUCUAUCAUCUGCUGACGGCAUGGGAUACGCAAAAUGUCGAUGUCGACUUCGUGCCAAGGAUUGGAAAUAGGGCGAGACGUGGGCCGAGGACUUCGCGAUAAAGGCAGCGAGAGAGCUGGUGCCGCAGACGGCGGCAAAAACCACCAUCAGCCGGAUGCGCGCCACCAUCCUUGACAGCUAUCCAGAGCCAGCAAAGACCGAUCAGCACCAGCAGUCAACCGUCGAAAAGGGGCGCCCCUCACACGACGCCGCCCAGCAUCACAUACGCAUCGAUACCGCAUUCCUCCAUCACCAACACCAAGUCUAAAAGCCCCUCUACUUGGCAGCUUGUCUCUGACUUCGUGAUUCUCUAGCAUUGUACCGCAUCAUGCGCGCAUCCUCAGCCUAAUGCCAUCCCUCCG